ACAGAGCCCCUGGGACAGAGUUCCCUGGAAGUCAGACACCUCCCACUCCGGCUGAACUUCGCACACCUCAAAGCCAGAAGUUUACGACUCCCACCUGCUCAGUCACACAGGAAGCAGUGUCUCCUCCCCAGUUCUCCCCACCCAACUAUGGUCAAGGGAGGGAUUCCAGGAAACGCCAUCUCCCAGUGACCUCAUGGCAUGCCCUGCUCCCCACCCCAGGGGCCAGAAGGACCAGAAGGAGUAGAGAAGGGGCUGACCCCGCCACUGAUGGGAAAUGCUGGAUAAUUCGAGAUGCCCUGGAGUUUGGACUCACUCAGUUGAUAAGUGGUGGCUGGGACUCUGGGAAGCACAAGAGGUGGAGCCAGGUGGCUUCUCUGUCCUGUCACUCCCACCUUCCCCUCACUCAGCCUCCUGUUCCUUUCCCUCUGUGACUCAUGUACAAGUGAGUCAAUUUCAGGGAAAGAGAAUUCGUGCAGACUGAGGCAGAGGCCUGCGUGGACGGGCUGGGGAAGGUAUCGUGAUGCCCUCAACACCCUCUCACAAAGGGGCUGCCUGUUCUGACUGCAAAGGGCCCCUGGAGGAUGGAGUGACCGCCACCUGUGGACACACCUUCUGCCGUCUGUGCCUCCCCCCACCCUCCCAGAUGGGAGCCCAGCCCUCUGGCAGGGUUCUGCUCUGUCCCCUCUGCAAGAAGAAGGAGCAGACAGAGACCCUCUUGGUCCCCGUGCCCCUGGGCCCUCUGGGGGAGACUUACUGCGAGGAGCAUGGUGAGAAGAUCUACUUCUUCUGUGAGAAUGAUGCCGAGUUCCUCUGUGUGUUCUGCCGGGAGGGACCCUCCCAUCAGGCCCACACCGUGGGCUUCCUCGAUGAAGCCAUCCAGCCCUACCGGGAUCGUCUCAGGAGCCGGCUGGAAGCCCUGAGUGUGGAGAGAGAUGAGAUUGAAGCCAUGAAGAGUCGGGAAGACCAGAAGCUCCAAAUGCUCCUGACUCAGAUUGAAAGCAAGAAGCAGCAGGUGGAAGCAGCUUUUGAGAGGUUGCAGCAGGAGCUGGGGGAACAGCAGCAUCUCUUGCUGGCCAGGCUGACGGAGCUGGAGCGGCAGAUCUGGAAGGAGAGGGACAAGUAUAUCUCAAAGCUCUCUGAGGAAGUCACCCGGCUUGGAGCCCAGGUCAAGGAGCUGGAGGAGAAGUGUCAGCAGCCAGCAAGUGAGCUUCUACAAGAUGUCAGAGUCAACCAGAGCAGAUGUGAAAUGAAAACUUUUGUGAGUCCAGAGGCCAUUUCUCCUGACCUUGUCAAAAAGAUCCGCGAUCUCCACAGGAAAAUACUCACCCUCCCAGAGAUGAUGAGGGCGUUCACAGAAAACUUGGUGCAUCAUCUGGAAACAGAUUCAGGGGUCGUCACAUUGGACCCUCAGACCGCCAGCCGGAGGCUGGUCCUCUCCGAGGACAGGAAGUCAGUGAGAUACACCCGGCAGAAGCAGAACCUGCCAGACAGCCCCCUGCGCUUCGAGGGUCUCCCGGUGGUGCUGGGCUCCCCCGGCUUCUCCUCCGGGCGCCACCGCUGGCAGGUGGAGGUGCAGCUGGGAGCCGGCGGCGGCUGCACGGUGGGCGUGGUCGGGGAGGAGGUGAGGAGGAAGGGGCAGCGGGGCCUGAGCGCCGAGGAGGGCGUCUGGGCCGUGAUCCUCUCGCACCAGCAGUGCUGGGCCAGCACCUCCCCGGGCACCGACCUGCCACUGAGCGAGGUCCCGAGCCGCGUGGGCGUCGCCCUGGACUACGAGGCGGGGCGCGUGACGCUGCUCAACGCCGAGACCCGGGCGCCCAUCUUCACCUUCACAGCCUCCUUCUCCGGCCAAGUCUUCCCUUUCUUCGCUGUCUGGAAAAAAGGUUCCUGCCUUACGUUGAAAAGCUGAGUUGGAGCGGCCAAAGGGCGGUGUAGCGGAGAAAGCAACCCCUGGGAUCCAGCUCCAACCUCCGGGGCAAGUCGUUGUGCCCAAGACGGCAGGAGGACCCGGGAUCUCAGGGCCCCUACAGCUCUGUAAUUUUUUCACUUUAUUUAUCUUAUGUCUUUCAACUCCCUGACGUUCCUGGUCCCCCCACCCAACCCCCUGCCCCAACCGCUGACGCUCCUGCCUUCUAUGCGUGGGGAGUGUAGAACCAGAGGUGGGCGAGGCUGCGCCUAGACCAGCAAAGCUGGGAAGCGGGGUGGGAGUAGAGGGGUUGAGAAAAAAAAAUAAAAUAAAAUAAAAAAUUUUUAAGCUUCUAAGGAACUGUCAUGGGAAAAACAGAGCUUUAUGGAUCUUGCCCUAAUUUAUUCAGUUGACUGUUUUUACUUGGACAUAUACAUGGAGCUGCUUUGGCCUUAUGGCUUCUUCAUCCAGCCCUGUGGAGUCGCAGGUCCCCUUCCAUUCUGACACCUUCAGGUCUUUUUUUCAUAGAGAAUAUCCUAAGAAAGUGUGCGACCCACCCAGGCUCCUGCAUUUCAUGUGUCUAAUCAGUGUUGAUGGGGCUGAAGGAAAGGCUUUAAAGUCAGUGGAAUCUCUGUGACCAAGACACAUCCUGCCCCUUCUUUUACUCAGGACUUGCCUGAUGGCAGUUGGGCCAGACCUCAUUGUCCAACAAAACGAGGCUUGUGUUCAGUUCUAACUAGCCUCUUAGAUAUGCAUUAUUAUUACUGCUGUUAUUAUUGGACACAGAAACAGACCAUACAUUAAAAUAAUUUUAAGAAGCUAAGUAUGAAUUUCUGUGAUAAUGAUGAUUUCCACACCACCACCCUUUCUGAUUCUUGCUCUCUCUCCUCUCAAGUUUAACACUCACAUUCCCAUUGUCCCACCCAAACCCCGAAAAGAUCUACCUUCAUCCUCAAUCAGUUCCCUCUAGUAUAAAUCUGUAAGUUUACCAUUUAUAUCAUAUGAGCCUUGCUCCCCAAGUGUGGGGUCAGGUGUUUUAAAGACACUGUAAGUGCCUGUGCUAUAUGUGAAUUUCAUUACAAGACAGUAAUAAGAAUCACUGGGAUUGUGAAUCAUUACCCCUAAUUUAACUGAGCAAAUAGAAGUCCUUGAUGUAAAAGAAGCCAGAGUUUGGGGGUUUCUUCUGUCCUCCUGAGUGACAAGCAGAAUGCAUUGCCUAAUAUUUAUUAUAAAAGUGGUAUAUACUGCUGGUUAAAAAAAGGAUUCAAACAUUUGCAUAGAGUGUAAGUGAAAAGUCCCUCUCUCCACCUCACUUCCUCUUACCACAUUCUAUAGGUAACCACCAGUAUCACAGUUUGUAUAACCUGCCAGUUUUGUAGACAAGUACAUUUAGCUUUUUUUUUAACCCAAAUGAGACUAUACCAUAAGUACUCCUUGCAAUCCACCUCCAGAGAAAAACUAUAUAUAACACAUGCCUUGCUGUAACACUUGUCAAACAUUACCGAAGUCAAAAGUUAUUUUGCAAAAAUACACAUCUUCUUUUGAACCUUAUAACAAACCUGUGAAAUACAGAGAUCUCAUUUUGUUUUUCUCGCUCUGUGGUUGAGAAAACUAGCACACGGUUAAAGGAACUUGUCUAACAGGUUUCACAGCUGGUC
Molecule: messenger RNA, 3561 nt
Organism: Vicugna pacos (alpaca)
Lineage: Eukaryota; Metazoa; Chordata; Mammalia; Artiodactyla; Camelidae
Gene: TRIM15
Product: tripartite motif containing 15
Molecular function (GO): zinc ion binding; protein binding
Source: RefSeq, a predicted model, not a curated record